AUGGCUGCAACCUUUGCCUGCAGCUUUGCCACACUCUGCUGUUUGGCACUCUGGAGCUUCACCAAGACAUCAGGUGCUGUGCACGUGCCACCGCCUCGUUCAACCAUGAAACCCGGCUCCCCUGUCCCCGUGAACACCAACAACUCUGGCGUUCGCAAGGCGGCUCGCUUUGGCGUUUACCGAUACAACAACAGUUCCAACGACCUCUUUCUGUUUAAAGAGAUGCACAUAGAGAAAGCCAUGGUGCAGAUCGUCAGAGGGCUCAAGUACAUGUUGCACGUGGAAAUCGGCCGCACGGUGUGCRAGAAGAGGGAGCACUCCCACCUGGACAACUGCAAAUUCCAGAGGAAGAAACAGCUGCAACAAGUGCUUCGGUGCUAUUUUGAGGUCUGGAUGAUGCCUUGGUUACAUAUAGCAAACGUUUCCAUUGCCCUCUGUCACUGA
This is a messenger RNA of Nothoprocta perdicaria, 444 nucleotides long. It is a transcript of the gene CST7, whose product is annotated as cystatin F. Gene Ontology annotation, biological process: positive regulation of myelination; negative regulation of microglial cell activation; immune response. Gene Ontology annotation, cellular component: Golgi apparatus; lysosome; endoplasmic reticulum. The transcript has 4 exons. NCBI's taxonomy places the organism in Eukaryota, Metazoa, Chordata, Aves, Tinamiformes, Tinamidae. Gene Ontology annotation, molecular function: cysteine-type endopeptidase inhibitor activity. The coding region runs from base 1 to 444 and encodes 147 amino acids. The record is from RefSeq and is a predicted model, not a curated record.